CAAUGACCAUAGAAGCGCUCCCCACACCGUUAAUUCCUGUCGGUUUUAUAAUGAAUUAUUCUUAACCCGAUACAACACACAUUUAUUUAGUUGAUAUUUUCCAAUUGUUAUUUCAGGCUUGGUUGUUUUGCCUGCCAGCUGAAAAUAUGCGUGGCCGCAUACAGAUAAGGGCGUGAUGUAGGCAAGGGUUGCUUUCAUUUCGCUCGUGCAUCGAAACACAGGUAAUUUCUUGUAAACGCUUGCGACGGAUUGGCAAACUGCAGAUCGAUACCCGACUAGGCUAUAUAUAUAUAUAUAACGACAAUCAUCUGUAGGCUAAACAAUCGUUUUCGGUGUUCUGUGAUGAGGCGUGGUCCUGGAGAUAACCAUGAUGACCAAGUCCUCAGGAAGGACACUAUGAUUAGGCUCCCCAGUUUCCUCCAUGGUGGAACUUCCAGCCUGGUGUCCACUCUCACCACCAUCGCCACCUUCCCCAUCUACAAGACUGUGUUCCGCCAGCAGCUUCACAGCACCGUAGUCAGACAGGCUAUAGGCCAACUCAGGGAGGAGGGUUUCCUGAAGCUCUACAGGGGGGUGGUGCCCCCUCUACUGAUGAGAACCCUGAACGGGGCGCUAAUUUUCGGGAUACAUGACACCUUCCUCCACUGUCUCUCCUCCUUCACCAACCCCUGCAGCGUCACCCCUCUCUCCGUGUUACCAGCUGUGGCCGGGCUCGGCACGGGCGUGGUGGAGGCCUUGGUGUUCACGCCAUUUGAGCGUGUGCAGAAUGUGUUGCAGAACGGGGGCAAUGACCGCAGCCUGCCCACGCUGAAGAGCGUGCUGGCCCGUCUGGGGGCAGAGAGGCUGGGGAUGGGGUACUACAGAGCCUUCAUCCCCAUACUGGCCCGUAACACCCUGGGAAGCUGCAUCUACUUCGGCCUGAAGGACCCCUUCAGUGCUGCUCUGAGGGAGAAGGGGCUUCCUCCUAUGGCCUCAUCCUUCCUGUCAGGAAUGGUGAUCAGCUCCAUGGUGAUCAACCUGCCCCUGUAUCCUCUGUCUGUGCUGGUGGUCAACAUGCAGGCUGAGGUGGUGGGUGAGGCAGCGGGGGUGAGGGGGAGCUGGAAGGCCCUGUGGGAAGGUCGGCUGAAGAGGAGCGUCCCCCUGCUGUACCGCGGAGGUUCCCUGGUUAUCCUCAGGGGCUGUAUCAGCUGGGGAAUCACCACAGCCAUCUAUGACCAGCUGCAGAGACGCUCCGCACACUGAAACACGACACCUCAUUGCUCCAUUCCAGACAAGGUUUGCGUCACAAAUGGCACCCAAUUCCCUUUGUAGUGCACUACCUUUAGGGCCUUGGUCAAAAGUAGUGCAUUACAUAGGGAAUAGGGUGCAAUUUGGCAGGAAGAACCUCAUAGGGCGUAUGUCAAUAGUCUAAGGUGGCUCCUUUCUCCGGAUCGCUUUUCCUUAGUCUGCCCUGGUGUGAAACCUGAGUGGAGGAUGUGCAACCUGAUAGGGAUGCACCAUAUUGCACACUUCCGCUAGAAAUUAUGAGCAGAUAAGUGAAGAUGAAAGGAGCUGAGGAGAGGAGGACAUUUUUGACUAUUGAAACGUGCCCUUGGUGAUGACUGCUGACGUCCUAUGGGAGCUGUUCUGUUCAGGAAUGCAGCAUGUUCUCAAGAAUGGUCCAGCAGCUGCAGCUGUGCACCUCUCUAUUAGUCAGGCCAUACACAUUUUAUUAAAUGUUUAAAAAGUGAACAGUAAAACUUUUAAUUUUACAGGUUUUUAUUUUAUUUGUAUGGCCUCAGUCAUCAAUAGUGUCUCUCUGAUAUCAGGUUUUUAUGAGCCAAAGAUUACUGUGCAAUGAUGUUCAAAGGUUCUAUUUCUUUCAGAUGCCUCACUGUUUCCUAUUUUUUUAAGUCAUGAAUGAAUCGAAGCCUAGGAGAUCCAUUUAUGUUCAAGGUGCUCUACCAAGGUUCGUCAAGAUGGACUUGAUAAUAUUUAAAUGAACAACUGCAUAUGAAUCAAAUAAGAUAUGUAUCACUCAGUAUAGGCUUACCUUUCUAUUGUCUUGUACUUGGAUAUCAUUACCAACUUCAGUUUCUCACAAAAUGGACUAUAAGGAUAUCAACUCUGAGAGGAAUACUUGAAUGAUAAUCUUUUGACGUCAGAGAACAUAUCCCAGACUCUGUACUACUAUACAAUGUUGCAUUAUGAUGUGUACUGAACAAAAAUAUAAACGCAACAUGCAACAAUUUCAACGAUUUUACUGAG
Coregonus clupeaformis (lake whitefish) is the source of this 2247-nucleotide messenger RNA. RefSeq names its product solute carrier family 25 member 53-like. Bases 343 to 1242 code for a protein of 299 amino acids. The transcript is spliced from 2 exons. The record is from RefSeq and is a predicted model, not a curated record. Lineage: Eukaryota; Metazoa; Chordata; Actinopteri; Salmoniformes; Salmonidae.